AAGGGGAGGGAAGGGUGUGGUGGUGGCGUAUUCUCUCACUCGCAGUUUGUUGUUGGUAUGGCUGCUUUGUUUUGGAUCUGCGCCUAGGGUUAUCUUGAAUUUUUGCCGGGUCAAAGAUAUGUGCGAGGGAGGGGGCCUGGGCGGAGAGCGAAAUAGGUCCUUUUUUGUUCGGAAUAAACGCGCCGACUAGUGAAGCACCGUAGUUCCGCUAUAUCUGUCAUCCUAUUUCGUUCGCGGACGCGAGGAGGCGGGGGGCCGUAUUUCCUCACAGUGUUAAUCGUUGUUUGCCACCGCGGCCUAGGGUAAUCUGGAAUUUGUGUUUUAGAGAUAUGUGCGCGGGCGGGGUGCGAAUGUUGUUGGUGUUGUCGGUGUUGUAGCUGAGAUAGGGUUAUUUCGUCAAAUAAACAUCUGGGAUUAGUGAGUGAGGUCCUCUCUCGCGCACCGUAGCUCUCCGUUUCUGUUACCCUACCGGGGAGAGUUUCGGGUCUGUGGAAAUAGAAGAGCAAUUUCUUUUCGCAAAUUGACUUCAAGUGAAGGAAUAGGCCUCGCGUAUCUCUUGUGGAAAAGGGAGGGAGGUGCUUUUUGAACGCACUUCGUUUUCAUUUUCGACACACGCGUUUCGGAAAUUAUUGUGGUUUCUGGAACUAAACUGGACAUCUGUGACGUUGGCAGCCGAGGGACAUAUAGUGGCUUCGCGCUGUUUAUGUGAGCAAAAAGAUAAACUUUGCGCGCGGGGGAUUGCCGAGGGUAUUAUUCGUCCCGAGGGAUUAGUUGCUUCGUGUACGGUUUACGGAGGGAAUUUUUUUGAAAUUCGAAGUGGACACCGGCCACCGACGGCGAACUGAGCGAGAGACAGACGCACAGAGCUUGCUCAUUGAGCUUUUCCUUCAAGAUUGAAGGACCUUCGUAAUUGUGCGUGAGGUAAUUGGGUGAGGGGAUUAUCUAGGCCUUUGGGCUUCGCACAAGAAGCAAGCAAAGCUGGAGAUGAAGUGGGAACGCGUUCAGGUGAAGGUCAAAGCGAAGGAAACACCGGAUGGGAAGAAGCCCGCUGUGCGCAGAGGAGGAGCGCACGGCCCCGGAAGGAAAUGGGGGCAUACAUGCAAUGCGGUAAAGAGUGGGCGUCUGCUCUACGUGUUCGGUGGCUAUGGACGGGACGACUGUCAAACAAACGAUGUUCAUGUUUUUGAUACAACUAAGCAGACAUGGAGCAAGCCCAUGGUGAAAGGAACUGCACCUACACCAAGAGACAGCCAUACUUGUACCACUGUCGGUAGCAAACUCUUCGUAUUUGGUGGUACAGAUGGGAACAGUCCACUGAAAGAUCUACACAUUCUUGACACAGUAACCAAUCAAUGGAGCACUCCAAUUACGAAGGGAGAUGGACCAGCAGCGCGAGAGGGUCACAGUGCCGCCCUCAUUGGAACGCGGCUCUUUGUUUUCGGAGGUUGUGGGAGGUCCCCUGAUGAUAUGGAAGAGACUUACUUCAAUGAUCUGUACAUUUUGGAAACCACAACUUUUCAGUGGACGAAAGCAGCCACUCUUGGAACAGCUCCAGCCCCUAGGGACAGUCACACAUGUUCCUCAUACAGAAAUACAUUUAUAGUUUUGGGCGGCGAAGAUUCAUCAAAUUCGUAUCUUUCUGAUAUAUAUGUUCUUGAUGCAGACACUUUAGUUUGGAAGGAGUUACGGACGACAGGUCAGAAGCUGAUUCCCCGAGCCGGGCACACAACUGUAGCGCUAGGAAAAUAUCUCUUCGUGUUUGGAGGUUUCACUGAUGAUCGCAAGCUGUUCGAUGACUUGCAUGUGUUGCACGUUGAAUCCGGUGUAUGGACCAAAGCCACCACAACUGGUGAAGGGCCGUCUCCACGAUUUUCUCUCGCAGGAGAUUGUGCAGACCCAGAGAAAGGCAUUCUUUUGUUCCUUGGAGGGUGCAACGAGAAUCUAGAAGCUCUCGAAGACAUGUAUUACCUAGACACAGAUAUGAAGGUGGAAGUAAGUCACGGUGAUCCUAAGCCUGAAAAGCUAUCUUUGAGAAAAGAACUGAAGAGAAAACAGCAGGAACAGUUCAUGACGCCAGAGAAAGGGAAAGAAGGGAUAGUUUUGGACGACUCCUUCAGAUCAACAUUGACGUCCACACCCACCGGAGCUAUGAGUAAGAUGGCAUUCCAGGACUUCAAACCUAUGAUCGAUAAGUCAUUUGAAGCGAAGGUUACCGACGUAUUUCACUACGGCUACAGUGUUGAGACGAAUAUCGACGGGAAGCAAUUGCGGGGGCUAUUGUUUUCCUACAAACCUGGCUAUUAUAGUGCUGUACAUAACCAUCUUACAAAGAAGAAGGUAAACGAAGAAGCGGAAGAGGCAAAAAUUAGGGAAGCUAGAAGAGCUGAGCGGAGACAGGCACGACAAGCAAAACUAAUGGUGAAACGAGCAGCUGAAGCGGUGGCUGCAGCUAAUGCGAUUGUUGCAGCUAAUCAAGGAGCCCCCGCAAUUUCAGGAGUAGUGCCAACGGUGGCGCCAGCUUCAGCGUUGCCAGCCACCGCAGUAGUAGCCUCGACACUGGCAAGUGCAGAAGCUGCUCAAACGAAUCCUACAACUCAAGGUGCUGUUCAGAUUGCCGAAGAACACGUCCAAACGGCUGUGCAACAAUAACUGGCAGAAAACGGCCUCAAUAUUCUCCAAUUUAAGAAGAUGGUGGGGGCAUGUAGAUUCUUAGACUGCUAUGGUUAACGAUGUCAGCUUUCUUGGGCUACUUAGAUGCAGGGCAAAGAGAGUCCAGUACAUGUACACUGGUAUUUUCGGAGGCUAAGUUUAGGACAUAAAAUCUCAUUUGUAAGAAAGGGUAGGUUAGUUGUAUCUUUGCUCCAGAACAGCUGUUGAUGGAUGGGUGCCCUGAGUAGGUAAUUCGUUCAAGUAGUAGUGAAGUGGUACCCUGAAGAUAGAUGGGGCACCCCCAAUUUUGUAUCAUAGCGACAAACACAUCAAACAUGUGAUUCUUGUUGUACAGAAAUGUUCAGCAAUGUUUAGUGACGAGUUGCAGUGAUCUCAGGAGCCGGUGUUGACU
This is a messenger RNA of Marchantia polymorpha subsp. ruderalis, 3061 nucleotides long. Lineage: Eukaryota; Viridiplantae; Streptophyta; Marchantiopsida; Marchantiales; Marchantiaceae. The record is from the annotation of a GenBank genome assembly.